AUUAUUUUAUUCUCCGAAUUUCAUUCCAUAUCUUCAAUUUUUGAUAGCCGAAUCUUGCCUUUCAUAUCAUUUAUAAGGCAGAAAAACUUCAUACGCUUGUUUCUCCUAGCUUUUUGUUUGUCAAAGUUCUACUCGGUAGUUCUUUCACAGCCAUGUCGCGCCCCGAAGAUACUCUACCACCUGAUCUCUUCUACAAUGACAAUGAAUCUCGAAAAUACACUACCUCUUCUCGCAUUCGCAACAUCCAGUCUGACAUGACGAACCGAGCUCUUGAGCUCCUUGAUCUUCAGUCUCCUUCACUAAUUCUCGAUGUAGGCUGCGGUUCCGGUCUCUCUGGCGAAAUUCUAUCUCAAGCGUCUCCCGAACAAGGCGGACCGCAUAUUUGGAUCGGCAUGGACAUCUCCCCUAGCAUGCUUGAUGUGGCCCUUCAACGAGAUGUAGAGGGUGAUCUUUUCCUAGCUGAUAUCGGGCAAGGAGUGCCGUUUCGACCGGGAACAUUUGAUGCUGCCAUCAGCAUAAGUGCCAUCCAAUGGCUCUGCAAUGCGGAGACUAGCGAAGUGAGCCCUGAAGGCCGACUACGGCGAUUCUUCGAUGGUCUUUAUGCCAGUUUGCGUCGCGGUGGGCGCGCCGUUUGUCAAUUCUAUCCAAAGAAUGAUGCCCAGCGAAGUAUGAUCAGCGGCGCUGCUAUCAAAGCAGGUUUUGGGGCCGGUAUUCUAGAAGACGACCCGGGGACGAAGAACAGUAAACUUUACCUAGUACUCACCGUUGGAGGAGGUGGGUUACAAGGCGAUAUUACAGGCGUCGUGGACGGCAUGGAAGAUGUGGAUGUCUUAGAUGCCAGGAAAAAGGCAAUGGCCAAAGAGAAGGCAACCCCAGCCAGGAGAGGCGACAGAGCCUGGAUUCUGAGAAAGAAGGAACAAAUGGCACGAAAAGGGAAAAUUGUCAAACCAAAUUCGAAGUACACCGGAAGGAAGAGACGUCCAGCUUUCUAA
Molecule: messenger RNA, 992 nt
Organism: Monascus purpureus
Lineage: Eukaryota; Fungi; Ascomycota; Eurotiomycetes; Eurotiales; Aspergillaceae
Source: the annotation of a GenBank genome assembly